Equus quagga is the source of this 3052-nucleotide messenger RNA. RefSeq names its product glutamate metabotropic receptor 4 (gene GRM4). NCBI's taxonomy places the organism in Eukaryota, Metazoa, Chordata, Mammalia, Perissodactyla, Equidae. Bases 1 to 2739 code for a protein of 912 amino acids. Gene Ontology annotation, molecular function: adenylate cyclase inhibiting G protein-coupled glutamate receptor activity. Gene Ontology annotation, cellular component: membrane. The record is from RefSeq and is a predicted model, not a curated record. Gene Ontology annotation, biological process: G protein-coupled glutamate receptor signaling pathway; regulation of synaptic transmission, glutamatergic. The transcript is spliced from 10 exons.
AUGCCUGGGAAGAGAGGCUGGGGCUGGUGGUGGGCCCGGCUGCCCCUUUGCCUGCUCCUCAGCCUUUAUGGCUCCUGGGUGCCUUCCUCCCUGGGGAAGCCCAAGGGCCACCCCCACAUGAAUUCCAUCCGCAUAGAUGGGGACAUCACAUUGGGAGGCCUGUUCCCAGUGCACGGCCGGGGCUCAGAGGGCAAGGCCUGUGGAGAGCUUAAGAAAGAAAAGGGCAUCCACCGGCUGGAGGCCAUGCUCUUCGCUCUGGAUCGCAUCAACAAUGACCCGGACCUGCUGCCCAACAUCACGCUGGGCGCCCGCAUUCUGGACACCUGCUCCAGGGACACCCAUGCCCUCGAGCAGUCGCUGACCUUUGUGCAGGCGCUCAUCGAGAAGGAUGGCACAGAGGUCCGCUGUGGCAGUGGUGGCCCACCCAUCAUCACCAAACCUGAACGUGUGGUGGGUGUCAUCGGUGCGUCAGGGAGCUCGGUCUCCAUCAUGGUGGCCAACAUCCUUCGCCUCUUCAAGAUCCCCCAGAUCAGCUACGCCUCCACAGCCCCCGACCUGAGCGACAACAGCCGCUACGACUUCUUCUCCCGUGUGGUGCCCUCGGACACGUACCAGGCCCAGGCCAUGGUGGACAUCGUCCGUGCCCUCAAGUGGAACUACGUGUCCACGCUGGCCUCGGAGGGCAGCUACGGCGAGAGCGGUGUGGAGGCCUUCAUCCAGAAGUCGCGGGAGGACGGGGGUGUGUGCAUCGCCCAGUCGGUGAAGAUACCGCGGGAGCCCAAGCCGGGGGAGUUCGACAAGAUCAUCCGGCGCCUGCUGGAGACCUCGAACGCCAGGGCAGUCAUCAUCUUCGCCAAUGAGGAUGACAUCAGGCGCGUGCUAGAGGCGGCACGGAAGGCCAACCAGACAGGCCACUUCUUCUGGAUGGGCUCGGACAGCUGGGGCUCCAAGAUCGCACCUGUGCUGCACCUGGAGGAGGUGGCCGAGGGCGCUGUCACUAUCCUCCCCAAGAGGAUGUCCGUGAGAGGCUUCGACCGCUACUUCUCCAGCCGCACGCUGGACAACAACCGGCGCAACAUCUGGUUUGCCGAAUUCUGGGAGGACAACUUCCAUUGCAAGCUGAGCCGCCACGCGCUCAAGAAGGGCAGCCACGUCAAGAAGUGCACCAACCGCGAGCGCAUCGGGCAGGACUCUGCGUACGAGCAGGAGGGGAAGGUGCAGUUUGUGAUCGAUGCCGUGUAUGCCAUGGGCCAUGCGCUGCACGCCAUGCACCGUGACCUGUGUCCCGGCCGCGUGGGGCUCUGCCCGCGCAUGGACCCCGUGGAUGGCACCCAGCUGCUCAAGUACAUCCGCAGUGUCAACUUCUCAGGCAUCGCAGGGAACCCCGUGACCUUCAAUGAGAACGGAGAUGCACCCGGGCGCUACGACAUCUACCAGUACCAGUUGCGCAAUAGCUCUGCCGAGUACAAGGUCAUCGGCUCCUGGACCGACCACCUGCACCUCAGAAUAGAGCGGAUGCACUGGCCAGGGAGUGGGCAGCAGCUGCCCCGCUCCAUCUGCAGCCUGCCCUGCCAGCCAGGCGAGCGGAAGAAGACAGUAAAGGGCAUGCCCUGCUGCUGGCACUGCGAGCCCUGCACAGGGUACCAGUACCAGGUGGACCGCUACACCUGUAAGACCUGUCCCUAUGACAUGCGGCCCACAGAGAACCGCACGGGCUGCCGGCCCAUCCCCAUCAUUAAACUGGAGUGGGACUCACCCUGGGCCGUGCUGCCCCUCUUCCUGGCCGUGGUGGGCAUCGCCGCCACACUCUUCGUGGUGGUCACCUUCGUGCGCUACAACGAUACGCCUAUCGUCAAGGCCUCGGGCCGCGAGCUGAGCUAUGUGCUGCUGGCGGGCAUCUUCCUGUGCUAUGCCACCACCUUCCUCAUGAUCGCCGAGCCUGACCUGGGCACCUGCUCUCUGCGCCGGAUCUUCCUGGGGCUCGGCAUGAGCAUCAGCUACGCGGCGCUGCUCACCAAGACCAACCGCAUCUACCGCAUCUUCGAGCAGGGCAAGCGGUCGGUCAGCGCCCCGCGCUUCAUCAGCCCCGCCUCGCAGCUGGCCAUCACCUUCAGCCUCAUCUCCCUGCAGCUGCUGGGCAUCUGUGUGUGGUUUGUGGUGGACCCCUCCCACUCGGUGGUGGACUUCCAGGACCAGCGGACGCUCGACCCCCGCUUCGCCAGGGGUGUGCUCAAGUGCGACAUCUCGGACCUGUCGCUCAUCUGCCUGCUGGGCUACAGCAUGCUGCUCAUGGUCACGUGCACCGUGUACGCCAUCAAGACGCGCGGCGUGCCCGAGACCUUCAACGAGGCCAAGCCCAUUGGCUUCACCAUGUACACCACGUGCAUCGUCUGGCUCGCCUUCAUCCCCAUCUUCUUUGGCACCUCGCAGUCGGCAGACAAGCUGUACAUCCAGACGACGACGCUGACGGUCUCGGUGAGUCUGAGCGCCUCGGUGUCCCUGGGGAUGCUCUACAUGCCCAAGGUCUACAUCAUCCUCUUCCACCCGGAGCAGAACGUGCCCAAGCGCAAGCGCAGCCUCAAAGCCGUCGUCACCGCGGCCACCAUGUCCAACAAGUUCACGCAGAAGGGCAGCUUCCGGCCCAACGGCGAGGCCAAGUCCGAGCUCUGCGAGAACCUCGAGGCGCCGGUGCUGGCCACCAAACAGACCUACGUCAGCUACACCAACCAUGCAAUCUAGCUAGGCCGCCGGAGCCAACAGGAGGAGGAGGAACCGAGGCUCUUGUGGAUGGUGCGUCUGGCCAGGGCCACUCCCAGGGGCCCAGCUGACGUCCUGCCUGCCCGUGGGCGCCCACGGACAUGGCUUGGUGCUGAGGAUAGCAGAGCCCCGGUGGUCACUGCUGGGCAGCCUGGGCAAGCCGGGCAGGCGACAGGAGGAAGACGAGGGGCGGGGCAGCUUCAGGCCAUCCCAAGAGCCUGCUUCUUAGACCAUGGCCCCUCCUGGCCCCAAACCACUGGGGCUCAGGGUUCGAGGGCCCAAGUGCUGGUUUUCU